Molecule: messenger RNA, 2802 nt
Organism: Entelurus aequoreus (snake pipefish)
Lineage: Eukaryota; Metazoa; Chordata; Actinopteri; Syngnathiformes; Syngnathidae
Gene: il23r
Product: interleukin 23 receptor
Exons: 16
Coding region: 31-2802 (923 amino acids)
Molecular function (GO): protein binding
Source: RefSeq, a predicted model, not a curated record
ACAUGUUCCACUCAAGUCUUUGCUGCGAAGAUGACCUUUUGGAGAGUCACCAUGGCUCUUCUCCUGGGCUUGCUGCUCACACGGCGAGACCUGCUCCUCGGCAGCUGCCAGACGUUUGACCACAGCCUGGGCGCCGUGAGCGUGGAGCCGUCUCAGCGCUUUGAGCUGGGCUCCGACCUGACCGUGUUCUGCCACAUCUCAGCAUGUAAGCAGAGGUACCAAAUUUCCUUGGAGUUGAACUCCCAACCUGUGGCUCUAUGGAAGAGAGAAAAGUGCAGCCCGGCCAUCUUCCGCCUGUCCAAGGUGACGCUGCCUCGAUUCAGCCUGCUGUGCCUGCUGAAGCGUGACAACCCACUGCCCCGGGUAGUUGGUGGUGUGGACCUGAUUGGUGGACGCCCCCCUGACAAGCCCCUAAACCUCACCUGUGUGACCACGAGGCGGUGGGAGCAGGUGGAGUGCUCAUGGCGGCGAGGACGAGACACUCAUGUUGCUACUUCCUGCAACGUGUCCUUCAGCAGGGAGAACUCCAGCACACAACAUUUAGGAUGCAGCCCUGACCAGCAGCACCUCAUCCUACCUCCGACUCUGCUAGCUGGAAACACCUCAAAUCAGCUGAUUGUCACAGCGCACAACGAGUUUGGACGCGUGCAGUCUGACCCCUUUGUGUUCACCCUCCACGACAUCGUGGUACCACAGAGUCCUGUCAUCCAGCACAUCCACUUCAAGAAGAAUUCCUCCAGGCUGGCGGCCAUCUUGCGGUGGAAUACAUCUGAGCGUGUGCAACACCUGCAAGCGUCCGUCAGACGGCGGCGCACUGACGCUUCCUGGGACGUGAGCCAGGUGACCCGCCUCGACGGUGAUGAGGUGCAAGUAGACGGCCUGGAGCCUCUAGUGGACUACGAGUUCCAGAUGAUGUUGUGUGACUCCGCCCCCUACGUGGAUGCAGGUCAAAGGUCACGCUGCAGCAAAUGGAGUCCAUCAAUGACCAUGAGAAGUCCUGGAAAAGGCCCGUCUAAGCCUCUGAGUGUGUGGAGGGUUUUAACCAAUCAGCAGUCAGGUUCUCUGAGGAAGGUGACACUUUUAUGGAAGGCUCCGCCUCCAGACGACUACAGCGGACAGGUGGAAUGUUAUAGAAUCUCGCUGGGCCAGGAUAGCAAACAGGAAGUGAGGUGUAAUGCCUCGCUCACACAAUGUGACCUUCAGGUGCAUCACGACAUCUCAGCGCUCAGCCUGAGUGUCAACACCACCUUUGGCACCUCCCCCCCUGCACACCUGCCCCUCACGCUGUCAGGUGAUUCAAGUCCUCCUCUCAGACUGAUGGGUCCAGCAUUAAAUAGCAGCAAAGUUCUAGUUUCCUGGGCAGGACCAGAACUUGGGUCAGAACUUAAACCAGAACUUGGAUCAGAACUUGGGUCAGAACUUAAACCAGAACUUGGAUCAGAACUUGGGUCAGAACUUAAACCAGAACUUGGAUCAGAACUUGGGUCAGAACUUAAACCAGAACUUGGAUCAGAACUUGGGUCAGAACUUAAACCAGAAGGAGCAGAUGUGAAGUUCUACGUGGUGGAGUGGACAAGUGUUCCUGAAGACAAGAUGCACUGGCAGGAAGUGACAGCAGAUGAAAAACACCUCAUUGUUACAGGUUUGAUGGCAGGCGUGAGAUACAACAUCUCUCUUUACGCCGUGAGCAGCAGAGGAGUCAGCACCCCCACCUCCAUCCUGGUCUACUCCAAACAACUAAAACCAGUUUCUGGUCCUCUUGUGUCAGUUGUGGUCCACAAGAAAGGACGGAUCCACAUCCAGUGGGAGGAUCCUGCGGUAGAGCAGCAGCGAGGAUUCUUCACAAACUACAACAUUUAUCUCCACACGCCACAAUCUCUACCAUCAGUGACCAUGAGUGCGCCAAGGUCCAGAGAGACUUGGCUGGACUGUCCUGAUGGAAUUGUCUUUGUCCAGAUGUCCGCGUCCACAUCAGCUGGAGAAGGUCAGCGUGGGAACCUGAUCUCCUCUCAGCCUGUGGGCCCUGCAGCUGGACUGAGCGUCCUGGUCUUCAUGGUUGUGGUCUUCAGUGCCGUGGUGGUCCAGGUCAUCUGUUGGUGCUGUGUGAGACCCAGGAUCAAAGAGGAAUGUCCAUCCUGGGCUCCUGAUUGGUUGAGUGGAAAGUUGCCCAAAGCCGAAAACAGCCGAGUCAUUAAACUACUACAGCUGGACCAGAGUGAGCUGUCCUUCUCCAGUCUUGACAAGGACCCACCGCUGUCCCCCAUCAGCUGUGUCUCCCAGGACGACCUGUACCCUUGCGUCCAUGACGACCAGCCCACUGCCAUGGCAACCAUGGCAGACGACCGGCCCGCAGCCAUGGCAACCAUGGCAAACGGGUACGCACCUCAGCUGAUGGCAACCAUGGCAGACGGGUACGCACCUCAGCUGAUGGCAGCCUCAGCCUCAGCAGGAAGAACCACCACCACCACCACCACCACCACCACCACCAACACCACCACCACCACCACGGAGGCGAGCUCAGGCUGGAAGACGCCAGAAGAGGACCAAUGUCCCAGCGACUCGGCUUUGUUGGCCAACUUCCUGUCCUGUGCCGACUCCGACCCCCACAUGUCGCCCUCUAGUGGCCACCUGAGCACGCAAGCCAUGCUCGCUCGCAGGGACCCUGAACGCAUCACAGACCGUGGCCCCGCCCCAUUGGACCCACACCAAGGUGAUUUAAGCACUUUACUGGUUUGUGCAACUUCCUGUUCACUUCAUGGGUGUUACCUUCCUCAAACACAAACACACAACUUUACAAACUAG